Molecule: messenger RNA, 1308 nt
Organism: Rhinocladiella mackenziei CBS 650.93
Lineage: Eukaryota; Fungi; Ascomycota; Eurotiomycetes; Chaetothyriales; Herpotrichiellaceae
Exons: 1
Coding region: 1-1308 (435 amino acids)
Cellular component (GO): cytoplasm
Molecular function (GO): phosphatase activity
Source: RefSeq, a predicted model, not a curated record
AUGAGCGACGUGGGGGCUUCGCUCGGUCUGGCCGGCCAGAAAGUGUUGGACGUCCACACGGACCCUGACCCAGGAGCGGGGGGAAAUCAGCAAGAGGAAGAAAAGCUGAAGAAAUACAUAUUCAAGUACACCACUCUGGAGGGCUAUUUUCUGCAAGAUGACCCCAACACCAAGGCUCAGGAUUUUGAAUUCAUGAAGACAAAUUUCGGGCUGAUUCAGCGCCCGUAUGACUCGGAUAAGAAGCUCCCAGACCACGGUCAGGGCAUGACAUCCUGGCAAAGAUUCGAGAAUCACAUCACAUCAUUAAACAACGCUGCAAAGAAGCGUCGACACGUAUCCGGACGUUCAUCCACCACACAACAUAAGCUCCUUUUCCUGGGCCGCCAUGGUAACGGCUAUCAUAACAUCGCAGAACGUUAUUACGGCAACCAGGCAUGGAAUUGCCAUUACUCGGCACUCGACGGCGACCCCGACGGCGUCAUGACUUGGGCCGACGCACAUCUCAGCGAAGAAGGCAGACGGCAAGCAAAGGAAGUCAACGCUUUCUGGAAAACACAAAUCGAAGAGCAGAAAAUGAAUCUCCCACAAGCUUAUUAUGUGAGUCCCCUCGACAGAGCGAUGGAAACGGCAGAGAUCACCUUCAAGGGCUUGAUCCCGUCCCCAGGUUUCCAGCCAACGGUGAUGGAACGUCUUCGCGAAGGAUCGGGAAUUCAUACCUGCGACCGUCGCAGCCCAGUUUCAUAUAUCAGACGGCGAUAUCCGUCCUACAUCACCACCCGUGACCCCCUCCUCACGGAGACAGAUGAAUUCUGGAAUGCAGUGCACCGGGAGCCGGACAAGGCAUUGAAGGCUCGUAUGAGGAAGUUUCUCGACACCCUAAUGCGGAGCGAAGAGAAUGAGAGAAUCAGUUUCACAAGUCAUUCCGGAGCGAUUGGUGCCAUGCUCAAGGUGCUCGGUCACCGACAGUUUUCAUUAGGGACAGGAUCGGUGAUUCCUGUUUUGGUGCGAGUGGACAAGAUUGAUGUCAUUGACGAUAAGAGAGUGAAGAGACAUGGCGGCAAGGUUGAAGGCGGCAAGCAUGCACAGCUCGAUAGUGCUGCUGCUGCUGCUGCUGAUGACGACGACAAUGAAGAUAAUGAGGUUGAAGACCAUGAAGAUGAUCAGUCAAAAUGGCCGACCAUCCCGUCUUGUCCCGCCGACAUGGAUCUUGAGAAUAUCGGUCGCCAGCGGUGGGGGAUGGGUCUCGACAAAUAUCUCGAGGGAGUUGAAGAUGGCACUCUGAAGCUGGAGGAAGUUGCUUUUCGAUAG